Messenger RNA from Euleptes europaea (tarantolino), 1329 nucleotides. RefSeq names its product serine/threonine kinase 17a (gene STK17A). The record is from RefSeq and is a predicted model, not a curated record. Gene Ontology annotation, cellular component: nucleus. The transcript is spliced from 7 exons. The coding region runs from base 1 to 1206 and encodes 401 amino acids. Lineage: Eukaryota; Metazoa; Chordata; Lepidosauria; Squamata; Sphaerodactylidae. Gene Ontology annotation, molecular function: ATP binding; protein serine/threonine kinase activity. Gene Ontology annotation, biological process: protein phosphorylation; intracellular signal transduction; positive regulation of apoptotic process.
AUGAGUCCCGACGAGAAGCCGCCGUCGCCGCCCAGCCGCUCCCGGGGCAGCCGGGCGCCUCUGCCGCCGCCGCGGCGCGGGGGGCUCUUGACGGAGACCCGGAGCCCCAUCCUCAGCGAGGCUUUCCAGGAGCGCUACAGCCUGAGCCCAGGCCGAGAACUCGGCAGGGGGAAAUUUGCAGUGGUAAAGAAGUGCGUAAAGAAAGAGUCAGAAAAAGAGUUUGCAGCAAAAUUCAUGAGAAAAAGACGAAAGGGUCAAGAUUGCCGGAUGGAGAUAAUUCAUGAGAUAGCAGUUCUGGAGCUGGCGCAACGCAACCACUGGGUUAUUAACUUACAUGAAGUCUAUGAGACACCAACAGAAAUGAUCCUGGUUUUGGAAUAUGCUGCUGGAGGGGAAAUCUUUGACCAGUGUGUAGCUGACAGAGAAGAUGCCUUCAAGGAGAAAGAUGUUAAGCGCCUCAUGAGGCAGAUCUUGGAAGGGGUUUCAUUUUUACACCAUAAUAAUGUAGUUCAUCUUGACUUGAAGCCCCAGAACAUUCUGUUAACCAGCGAUUCGCCUUUGGGAGACGUUAGGAUAGUUGACUUUGGUCUUUCCAGAGUAAUGAACAACAGUGAAGAGCUAAGAGAAAUUAUGGGGACACCUGAAUAUGUUGCUCCGGAAGUCCUGAGCUAUGAUCCAAUCAGCACUGCAACAGAUAUGUGGAGCAUUGGAGUACUAGCCUAUGUCAUGCUAACAGGAGUCUCUCCUUUCUUGGGAAACAAUAAACAGGAAACAUUCUUAAAUAUAUCUCAGAUGAAUGUAAAUUACUCUGAAGAUUUUGACCUUGUAUCAGAAUCUGCUGUGGAUUUCAUCAAAGCUCUUCUGGUUAAAAGACCUGAGGAACGGGCAACAGCGGAAGAAUGCUUGUUACAUUCAUGGCUAGCACAAACUGAUGUUCCUGACACUCUGUGCUGGAGUAAGAACAUAGAAGAAGAAGCAAAUACUCUUAUUGUAAAUGAGGAAGAUUCCAGUUCAGUUUUUUCUCCGUCUACAGAAACUUCAGAAGACUCAGUAGUGACAGAAGAGCUGAUUGUAGUUGCUUCAUAUACACUGGGACAAUGUAGGCAAUCAGAAAAAGACAACAGUGUUGAACAAAAAACCAUUUCCAAGAGGUUUAAGUUUGAGGAACCAUUGUUGCAAGAAUUGCCUGGAGAAUUUAUUUACUGAAUUGUGACUUGCUUCUCCCGUUGAGACUCUGAAACUAAUUUAGGAGACUGGUCCUUUACCUCUUGCAUUUUAUAUAUAGCCAUGUGUGUAUAUCCUUCUAGAUACAGGAGGAAAAUAUUAAAA